Molecule: messenger RNA, 3429 nt
Organism: Danio aesculapii
Lineage: Eukaryota; Metazoa; Chordata; Actinopteri; Cypriniformes; Danionidae
Gene: gpr161a
Product: G protein-coupled receptor 161b
Exons: 6
Coding region: 230-1804 (524 amino acids)
Biological process (GO): G protein-coupled receptor signaling pathway
Cellular component (GO): recycling endosome; membrane
Molecular function (GO): G protein-coupled receptor activity
Source: RefSeq, a predicted model, not a curated record
CAGGCUGAGAGAGAGACGGAGAUCCGCCAUUGCGGUGGUAACGUUAGUUUCUGUGUCCCGUCAGCGUCAAACUGUAAAUAAAGUCACGAUAUCGACACAUUUACUUUAAACCGACGUGUAAUAUCACCCAAAGCAGCGAGGACAUCUUUGUGAGAUGAUUAAGCAACAGAUCUAUGUAUCUCUGCAAACACUUCCAUGGUGUGCAUAUGGAUGAUGUAGUGCACUUAUCAUGAACACCAGCAGCAAUGAAACCUCCCUGGCGAACACCACAGAUGUGGAAAACCGCAGCGCCUGGAUCUUGGAGUCUGUCAUCAUAUUAGCCAUUGCCGUGUUUGUAUGUCUGGGCAAUCUGCUAGUCGUGCUGACUCUUUAUCGGAAGCCGUACCUAUUAACACCGAGCAAUAAGUUUGUGUUCAGCCUCACACUUUCCAACCUCUUGUUGUCUGUUCUGGUUUUGCCGUUCGUCGUUGCCAGUUCUCUUCGUGGAGAAUGGCUGUUUGGUGUUGUAUGGUGCAACUUCUCGGCUCUGCUAUAUCUGCUCAUCAGCUCUGCCAGCAUGCUCACAUUGGGAGCCAUUGCCAUUGACAGGUACUAUGCUGUUCUCUUCCCAAUGGUCUACCCCAUCAAGAUCACCGGUAAUCGAGCAUCGCUGGCCAUCAUCUACCUGUGGCUUCACUCUCUUUUAGGUUGCCUUCCUCCUCUUUUCGGCUGGUCCACCUUCGAGUUUGACCCCUUCAAGAAGACCUGCACUGUGGCAUGGUAUCGUGAAGUCAGUUACACUGCAUUCUGGGUAGUGUGGUGCUGUCUGGUCCCUCUGUCCGCCAUGCUCUUAUGCUACGGCCUCAUCUUUCGUGUGGCACGACACAAAGCUCGCAAGGUGCAUUGUGGGACGGUUGUCAUCGUUCAAGCGUCAUCCAAUAGAAAUGGGCGCAAAAACUCCACCGCCUCGGUUUCCUCCAUUGGUAGCCGCAAAGGUUUAAUCUACGCCGGCAGCCAGUGUAAAGCAUUGGUCACUAUUUUGGUGGUCAUUGGGACUUAUUUGAUGACAUGGGGACCGUAUGUCGUGGUGAUCUGCACUGAGGCAUUAUGGGGGAGAGGAAGCGUGUCGUCCCGUUUGGAGAUCGCGGUGUCCUGGCUGUCGUUCAUCAGUGCAGCUUGUCAUCCUCUUAUAUAUGGGCUGUGGAAUAAAACCGUGAGGAAAGAGCUGCUGGGCAUGUGCUGCACUGAUCGCCACUACAGGGAAUCAUUCGUUAGUCGCCACAGGAAGAACCGCCUUUUUAGCAUCUCCAACCGAAUCACAGAUCUCGGUAUGUCACCACACCUGACGGCCAUGUUGGCUGGUGGAGGACAGCUUUUAGGUGCCGGCAGCAGCACAGGAGACACUGGCUUCAGCUUCUCCCAGGACUCAGGUACAGACACCAUGCUGCUGGAUAAUUAUUCUGAAGGAGCAGAAAACUCACACUACUCUGCUUUAUUCAACAAGCGCAGGAGUUCAGUCAUGUUUGAGGACCAGGUGGAACCGCAGAUGAAAGGGGAGGAGGAGUCUCGGCAGGUGAAGGCGGAGCUUCAUCAGGUGAUUGACUGCUUCGCCUCCAGCAUGGCGAAGGCCAUCGAGAGUGAUGCUAAACUCCUGCUGUUCAGGAGCGAGACUCAGACGGACAGAUCUUCAUCAUGUCGAGCCUCACAGAGAGGCUCACGACAGCCGGACGGACAGAGAGCUCGACUGCAGAGUAUAGACGAGGGCAUCGGUGCUGAUGACAGGGAUCAAGACCACGAGGACGAUAUCGAGGAAAUAUGCGCAUAGAUUAAUCUACAUUUUUAAUACGGUACGUGUUCUGACAAAAGCCAAGAAUCUCCAAAGUUCAUCACUAGCAUUCAUACUGCAAAGUUUCCAUCAUAUUCAUCCUUCAAAAGCUUAAAAUAAAUCAAGCAUGGCUGGAAAGAUGUUACAUUUCCAACCAAUAAAAAAUCAUUUAUAUAUUAUAUAAAACAGAUUGAGGCUAGUUGUUACACUUUCUGUUUAAAUAAACAUUUCCCAAAAUAGGUUUAUAUAAAAAUAAUAAGACUACAAAAAACAUUUUCACUUACAAAAUUAAUUAAUACAUAAAUAAGAAUUUACAGAAAACAAUUGACAAUUAUGGAGAACGUGUUUAUAACGUAAUUUAAAAAAAAAAGAAGAAAAUCAUAAAAAUGGUUAAACAUUUUAAGAUUUAGGGACAGAAUUUACAAAAAAAUAAAGUAUAACAGUAUACACUCACCGGCCACUUUAUUAGGUACAACUGUCCAACUGCUCGUUAAACCAAAUUUCUAAUCAGCCAAUCACAUGGCAGCAAUGACAUGCAUUUAGGCAUGUAGAGAUGGUCAAGACAAUCUGCUGCAGUUCAAACUGAGCAUCAGAAUAGGGAAGAAAGGUGAUUUAAGUGACUUUGAACGUGGAAUGGUUCUUGGUGCAAGACGGGCUGGUCUGAGUAUUUCAGAAACUGCUGAUUUACUGGGAUUUUCACGCACAACCAUCUCUAGGGUUUACAGAGAAUGAUCUGAAAAAGAGAAAAUAUGCAGGGAGCGGCAGUUCUGUGGGCACAUAUGCCUUGUUGACGCCAGAGGAGAAUGGCCAGACUGGUUCCAGCUGAUAGAAAGGCAACCGUAACUCAAAUAAAGGUCUGCAGAAGAGCAUUUCUGAACACACAACACGUCCAAUCUUGAGGCAGAUGAACUACAGCAGCAGAAAACCACACCGGGUGCCACUCCUGUCAGCUAAGAACAGGAAACUGAGGCUACAAUUUGCACAGGCUCACCAAAAUUGGACAAUAGAAGAUUGGAAAAACAUUGCCUGGUCUGAUGAGUCUUGACUUCUGCUGUGACAUUUGGCUGGUAGGGUAAAAGCAUGGAUCCAUCCUGCCUUGUAUCAACGGUUCAGGCUGGUGGUGGUGGUGUAAUGGUGUGGAGAAUAUUUCCUUGGCAUACUCUGGGCCCAUUAGUACCAAUUGAGCAUCGUGUCAAUGCCACAGCCUUCCUGAGUAUUGUUGCUGACCAUGUCCAUCCCUUUAUGAGCACAGUGUACCCAUCUUCUGAUGGCUACUUCCCAGCAGGAUAACUCGUCAUAAAGCGCGAAUCAUCUCAGACUGGUUUCUUGAACAUGACAAUGAGUUCACCGUACUCAAAUGGCCUCCACAGUCACCAGUUCUCAAUCCAAUAGAGCACCUUUGGGAUGUGGUGGAACGGGAGAUUCGCAUCAUGGAUGUGCAGCUGACAAAUCUGCAACAACUGCGUGAUGCUAUCAUGUCAAUAUGGACCAACAUCUGAGAAAUAUUUCCAGUACCUUGUUGAAUGCCACAAAGGAUAAAGGCAGUUCUGAAGGCAAAAGGAGGUCCAACCUGGUAAAAGGUGUACCUAAUAAAGUGGCCGGUGAGUGUAAUUACUAAUAUAAAA